Molecule: messenger RNA, 804 nt
Organism: Astyanax mexicanus (Mexican tetra)
Lineage: Eukaryota; Metazoa; Chordata; Actinopteri; Characiformes; Acestrorhamphidae
Product: cyclin-dependent kinase 5 activator 1-like
Exons: 1
Coding region: 1-804 (267 amino acids)
Biological process (GO): brain development; positive regulation of cyclin-dependent protein serine/threonine kinase activity; activation of protein kinase activity
Cellular component (GO): cytoplasm; protein kinase 5 complex
Molecular function (GO): cyclin-dependent protein serine/threonine kinase activator activity; protein kinase binding
Source: RefSeq, a predicted model, not a curated record
AUGACGUUAUCAGUGUCAUGGUUACCAUGGUUACCGUGGCAGCGCUAUAAAUACAGCUGCGUUACUGAGUUUGAGAAUUCUCUCAACGCCGGCAUGACAGCGAGAUCUUCUCCUACACAGGACAUGGUUCAUCCAGAAAACCAUGAAAAAAAUACAGAGAAGGAAGACAUGAAGGGGUCCCCCGUCCAGCUGUCCCCUGAACCUCCUCUUGCAGUGAACGGAUCAUCUUCAUCCACGGCUUUAUCUGCUAAUGUCAUGCCUUGCCAGGCCACGUCUGUUCUUACGCAUGAGCUGGUGCUGCAGAACGAGUACACUGCUAAACUGCUGUAUCUGCUGGGCGAGUUUCUCUGCCUCCGCUGCAGAAAAGUAAGAGGCCUCACUCCUUGGGUCUCAGUGUCUUGGCUCCGCACUGUGGACAUGCUUCUGGUCACGUACAAAUCACAGAGCAAGCCCUUCCUCUGCCCGGGCAGUGUGGUCUUCCUCUACAUGCUGUGCCGUGACUCUGUCUCGGCGGACGUGGCCCGCAGGAGGAAGUUGUGUACAGAACUGCUCAUCUGCUUUUACAUCUCGUGUUCUUACAUCGGCAACGAAAUUAGCUACUGGGCUCGGUAUUUCAUGAGUGGGAUUAGCAGGCAGGCAUUCUCAAAGCGCACACUGGAAAUCACCAUGCGCAUGAGCCACAAAAUGCUGCAGAUUAACACCUCUCCACAGUUCUUUGCCCAAGUCCUAGCUGACCUGAAGAACAGGACGUAUAUGGAGCCACAUCAGGGACAAAAGUUUUGUCAAUUUGAAACAAAAAAUUGA